Brassica oleracea var. oleracea is the source of this 1074-nucleotide messenger RNA. RefSeq names its product probable WRKY transcription factor 10. Gene Ontology annotation, biological process: regulation of DNA-templated transcription. Gene Ontology annotation, molecular function: sequence-specific DNA binding; DNA-binding transcription factor activity. The transcript is spliced from 6 exons. The coding region runs from base 1 to 1074 and encodes 357 amino acids. NCBI's taxonomy places the organism in Eukaryota, Viridiplantae, Streptophyta, Magnoliopsida, Brassicales, Brassicaceae. The record is from RefSeq and is a predicted model, not a curated record.
AUGGCUGCAAAACUAGGAUUUGAUAUUCCACCGCUCGAGCUAGGGAGGAUUAUCCCUCCGUGUCCACUCCCUAAUGACGCGCCUCCUGAGACGGUGGAAAGUUCUGGUGACGUCCAUGCAAUGAUGAUUAUAUCCAACAACAAUCUUCCUCAUCAGCCUAUCGACGUUCAUCUGCCUCCUCAAGGAGGCUCUGAUGAUAUUCCAACGGAAAAUUCUGUUUAUAUCACAUCUCAUGAAUCUAAUGCUGAUCCCAUUGAUGCUCCUUUAGUCCGUUCUUUUGAUUCUGAAGUUGUUGCCAGAGCCGCCCCGAAAACCCUGAGCACGGCACUGGUUGUUGUUGAAGCUGAUGUUAUGAACCCCAUCUCUCUUGAAAGUGGUAGCAAAGAUAAUGACAAGGAGAGAGAAUACAACCAAGAGGAAGACAAAGUCGAAGAUCACAACGUUGUUGUAGAACCUCCAACCCGAAAGAGAAAGUCCCAAGUCAACACUGAGGAAAAUAUGGUAUCAAACAUUAUUGGAGUCACAAGACCAAAAAACAAGACCCAAAGUGUCAUAAUUCAGGUUGAAAGCGUAGAAGACUAUCCUGACGAUGGUUUUCGCUGGAGAAAAUAUGGUCAAAAAGUUGUCACCGGAAAUGCAAAUCCAAGGAGUGACUACAGAUGCACAUACACUGGGUGUGAGGUGAAGAAACUUGUAGAGAAAAGCGUAGACAAUGUGAAGUUAGUGGUGGCUACAUACGACGGGAUACAUGAGCACGUUCCACCACCUGAAUGCAUAAGCAAAUCCAGUACAAAGAAUCAAUCCGGUUCGUCAAUGUCUCAAGAUCCUAGCAUGCAAACCCUUGGGUUAGGUAUGUUGCCUUCUUGCGUUUCGACCUCUCAGCUUUUGCCGUCUCCCUUGGCCCCACAAAUGGAUAUGAUGCAAAACUAUAUGGAUGGAGUCUCUAAGCUGCCAAGUUUACCGGCUAACAGGAAUCAUGGUGUUAUGAACCGGAAUGAUGAACCGAAGAUUGAUCUUGUGAUACCCGACGGUGCAGAGGGUAUUCAAGGAGAUAAGGGAGCGACUAUUUCGUAA